ACGCGUGGCGUCCGUGCCCCCGUUAAAAACUAACACGAAAGUGCAAAACAGCUUCCCUUCGAAAGUAAAUGUUAUAUAAAAGUAUUCUUGUCUGCAUAACAUUCGGUCACGCAUUGUACGCACCACAUUCGAAGCUCGCAGCCGACGCCUAAAAAGGCGAAGCAAAAUACCGGGAAUUUUUUGAUAAUUAUAUUAUUGUGCUGGCAUAAGUCAAUAUAAUUUCAAUAUGGAUACAUCUGGAGAACUCGGAGUCCUAAAGAAGAUGGUGCAUUCUGUGUUGGUGUCGUCACCCGAGAGAAUGACGCUCCAGAAACUAUCUCGCGACUACAAGCAGAUGGUGGGCUCAGAAGUGCCGCAUCGGCAGUUCGGCUACAGAGACGUCGAAACUUUUCUCCGCUCCAUGCCAGACGUCAUUAAGGUGAUCGGAUCUGGGCCUAUGGCUAUUGUCCAGCCACUGUCAACUGCCAAAUCCGCACACAUCCAGAAUUUCGUCAACAAUCAGAAGAAGAUAUCCAAAAAGUCCAGAAUUCAUGCUGCACAGAAGCCAUCAGAUUUGGUCUUUAUCAACGAGAAGAAGGCCUUGUCUGGGCAGGUGUACAAUCUGGUCAAUAAUUUUCAGCCGCAUAUGCGCCCUAACUCCCAGCAGGCUCGCGUGAAGAACGCCCAAACCACACAUCCAAUCGAUCCGAUCUAUAGCGCCCAGAUGAGAAUAAUGUUUGACAUGCAUAAAUAUUUGUACAAAAACAGCAAUCAAAAUCAAGUUCAGCUUCCACACCCAAGAUGCAAUUCGUCUGAUAAUGAUCCAAGUGGCCAGCCGAAGAAAAAGGAGAAAAAUGUGUCAGUUGCGAAGCAAAUGCCCAUCGAACCCUAUAGAUCCGACGAUCGUGAGGUCCUACCCAAUUUCGACCAGCUGAAAGUGGAUGUGUCCUUCGGCGAUGAUUGCAACGAGAGUGAUGCCUUUCCGGAAUAUGCUGUCGAUCAACGUGUUCUCAGCUUCGACUAUCCUCGCGACGCGGUUCGCUCCGAUUACAAGCUGCCUCGUCGCGUCUUGGAAAAAACUCUCAAAGUGGAUGAGCGGUACUUCCUGCAGCUUGUGGAGGUGACCAAUCCGCAUAGCUUUCACUUUUGGAUAUACGACGACUACGACCUAUAUGAUAACUUUUCACACAACAUGCAGGAAGCCUACAAAAAUUUGGAUUCGGCGACGUUCACGAUGCCGCAGUGCCUGAUGACGCCCGGCCAUCUGUGUGUCGUCUGCCCCAUUAAUUCAUCGGAGUGGGAGCGAGCCAAAGUCGUCAGUCACCGGAAGAACAAUCUACGAAAGACUAUUAAGGUGGAGCUCAUCGAUACGGGUGUCAUCGAUACCGUCUACGUUAAAGACGUGAAGUUUUUAAUGAAAGAAUUCGCCAAGUUGCCGCCGCAAGGAAUGCAGGGCCGCCUGGCUUACGUGGCUCCGAUGAGCAGUCGAAACUGGUCAUCGAAGGCUGUCAACGCAUUCAAAAAUCAAGUGAACAACCGCAGACUCUUCGGAAAAGUGGAAGCUAUCAAACACAACAUCGCGCAUAUGGUGCUCGUCGGUACGGAUAAUGUAAACUUGAACCGUUCGCUGAUUGACUCCGGCUUGGUGCGUCGCUGGUUCUAGACCUAGCAGACAGUUCUUUUGAUCAUAUUAAUAUCAACAUUCAUAUCCUUAUACAUUCAACUUAUCAAUCUUC
Molecule: messenger RNA, 1715 nt
Organism: Drosophila persimilis
Lineage: Eukaryota; Metazoa; Arthropoda; Insecta; Diptera; Drosophilidae
Exons: 2
Coding region: 227-1642 (471 amino acids)
Biological process (GO): spermatogenesis
Source: RefSeq, a predicted model, not a curated record